Megalops cyprinoides (Indo-Pacific tarpon) is the source of this 1669-nucleotide messenger RNA. Its product is annotated as leucine-rich repeat-containing protein 28-like. Gene Ontology annotation, molecular function: protein binding. The record is from RefSeq and is a predicted model, not a curated record. The transcript has 9 exons. Lineage: Eukaryota; Metazoa; Chordata; Actinopteri; Elopiformes; Megalopidae. Bases 54 to 1154 code for a protein of 366 amino acids.
AAAAAAUGAUGUGACAAGGGCAUUGCCGUAAGGCCAGGGACCGGGGGGCGAUUAUGGCCUCGGAACUCCAGGAGACGAUAUGUACUGCCAAACAGGAGCGACACAAGAACCUGUUCCUCAACUACAGGAACCUUAACAUCUUCCCCGUGGAGCUCCUGAAAGAUGAGGGCCUGCAGUUCCUGGAGAGGCUAUACAUGAAGCGGAACUCUCUGACUACCUUGCCAGAAAACCUAGCCCAGAAGCUCCCGAACCUUAUCGAGCUGUAUCUGCAUUCAAAUAACAUCGUCAUUGUUCCUGAAGCCAUCGGAAACCUGGCCAAGCUGCAGUCCCUCGACCUGAGUGACAACGCCCUGCAGGUCAUCUGCCCAGAGAUUGGCCGACUGAGGUCCCUGCGACACCUCAGCCUGGCCAAUAACCAGCUGAAGUUUCUCCCCCCAGAGAUCGGCGACCUGAAGGAGCUGGAGACCCUGGACGUGUCCAUGAACCUGCUGAGCACGCUGCCGGAGCGGCUGCACCAGUGCCUGUCCCUGCAGUGCCUGACCGCCGACCGCAACAGCCUGCGCUGCCUCCCGCGCCAGCUCUGCCAGCUGCACAGCCUCAACGAGCUCUCCAUGGCCGCCAACUGCCUGGCCUCACUGCCCCUGGAUCUAGGGCGCUCCCGGGAGCUGCAGUUUGUCUUUGUUGACAACAACGUUCAUCUGAAGGGCCUCCCAUCCUACUUGUACAACAAGGUGAUCGGCUGCAGUGGGUGUGGCCUGUCGACGCAGGUGUCGGACUUUAAGCUACUUUCCGUGGCCCUGGAGGAGGUGACGGUCCCCCUGCCAGCGGAGGUGAAGGCCAUUGGCUCGGAGGCGGAGCGAGUGGUGCCUCUGGAGGAGCUGGCCAUGAGGGUCCUGCACGCCAUGUACAGCUCACUGCUCAAAGAUCUGAACUUCCUGCCCCCCAUCUCCUUACCCAAGAGCCUCCUGGAUGUGCUCCGGUGUCCCCUGGGUCACUGUCACCGCUGCAGCCAGCCCAUGUUUACCAUCGUCUACCCCAAGCUCUUUCCCCUGAGGGAGACGGCGCUGGCGGGGGUGCACCGCAGGACCACAGUGAGCUUCGUGGCCUACUGCUGCUCCAGCCAGUGCCUGCGGACGUUUGACCUCCAGAGCUGAUCCCAGGUCAGGAUCCCGCUCCAGUGGACUUGAAAACCCUCCUCACUGCCGCUGACCUGAGAGCAGGGGCCCUUUGCGGACUGGUCAGUCAUUCUCUCAGCACUCGGAAAGCGAAUGAAGCGGACGCAGCCACGCUAUGGGCUCAAGAAUACAAAAACAAAACUAAUGUCUCAACUCAGCUGACUGUGUCACUCUGAAAUUAAUGCCUGUUACCUGGACGGCAGUCUCUCUAGGACAUUGUGAGAUGCUCCCAGUAGCAGUUGUUACACUGAAUGACUACAUUGGCCGCACAGAGACUAUACAAAUGAAAAUGAAGUGUCUAUAUUGUCUGCUCACUAAAAUGAGCUCACUUUCAGUAUUUCACUACAUUUGACUCCUCAGACUAACCCUGGUCCUUCAUUGCAGCGUGCAUCUAGUUUACAUAUGAUCAAUCACUCUUGCAGAAAUGAUUCCCCAUCUUGAUCCCACUCAGAAUUUAUUUUGAUAGUUAUCAAGAUUUUUAUACAUGGCUCUAA